Molecule: messenger RNA, 570 nt
Organism: Aspergillus steynii IBT 23096
Lineage: Eukaryota; Fungi; Ascomycota; Eurotiomycetes; Eurotiales; Aspergillaceae
Product: NADH:ubiquinone oxidoreductase 6.6kD subunit
Exons: 4
Coding region: 286-510 (74 amino acids)
Cellular component (GO): mitochondrion
Source: RefSeq, a predicted model, not a curated record
AUAUCAGGGGACGCCAUCACAGGCCUGUUGGAGGAAGCCAGUUCGUGUUCUCGUAUUUAUCCCGAACAUAUCGGCCUGAAAUCGUAGCGAAGGGGUUUGUAUUCGACCGUCGGGGAGUCUUUGGCAGGCGGAACGAUGAAUGCUCCGACUGCAGCCAAUCACAGCGCCGCCAUUCCACUGACCCGCUGACUCAGCAACAUCUCCCACGUGACCGGUCAACUUCAUCGAAUCGCGGCAAACGAAGCCAGUCGAUGUUCAGCACAGGUGACUCCAUUGACCGCAACCAUGGCCGGCCCUAGCAAGUCUUUGAUCCUUGACCCGGCCCUCCAGAAAUACUACGAACUCACCGCAAACCGCUACAAGUACUUCCGCUGGACGCCGCGCCAUGCCUGGUUCUCGUUCCUCUACAUGGCUCUGAUCCCCGGCACUCUGGGCUACAUUACCUACAAGACGGAGGGCAAAUGGGAACUCCGUGGAAAGAGGAGGGGCGACACCAUCUCCGAGUGGUAGAUUGAUUUGAGAAAAUGGAGGAGUGAUGUGGUCUAUUGAGCUGUGUGCCCGGAGUGGGCU